CAUUGAGAUGAUGGCGAGAACUAAAUUUUAUAUUUAUGUAAUUUGUAGAACAAAAUUUAAAAAUAAAAUGCUCUAAAGCAUUCUUGAUCUAGAUCAAGCAGUUGUUGAUCAAAAUUGAACUGCUAGAUGGAGGGAGUAUAUAUCCUUCAUACAUUAGAGAAUAUAUAGAAAUCUUGUAUAUAUCCUUCAUACAUUAGGGAAUAUAUAGAAAUCUUUUCCCAAUUAAAAUAUUAAGUAAUACUUCCUUAAAAGUGGCUUGACUGGGGAAGACAGACAGAGAGCGCGCUAUUAUUUAAGAAGGAUCGGAGGGUUGAAUGUUUGUGGGUUCUUCAACAAUGGCAUCAUUGAGAUAUAUUUUCAUGCUCUCUCUUGGUUUUCUAUUUGUUUUAUACAGUGUGCAAUCUGAUGCAGCAGUUUUAGGGAAGACUCUCAAAAGGAUUGCAAAGCUUAACAGGAACGGGCCUUACAUGGGCCUGGUUAUACCCAAUUCCUUUGAGAUGAACCCACUUCUUCAAUCUCCAAGUUUUCAGCCCAAUGAAUCCUUGCCUUAUGUUGAUUUUGCAGGUAGGAGAUUUCGUUUGGGCACAAUAGAAGGCGAGAAGGUGAUACUGGUGAUGACAGGAUUGGCUAUGCUUAAUGCAGGUGUAACCACACAGUUAUUAUUGGCUCUUUUCAAAGUAAAAGGAGUUGUACACUAUGGAAUUGCAGGGAAUGCAAAUCCUGAUCUCAAUAUUGGAGAUGUAACCAUCCCCCAAUUCUGGGCUCAUACAGGGUUAUGGAAUUGGCAGAGAUAUGGGGAUGGACCAGAAGAUGAACUCCCUCUAGAAUCCAAUGGUGAUUACACUAGGAAAAUUGGUUACCUUCAUUUUGCAGAUUACAGUAUUGAUGAUGGCAACAAAACCCUAAAUACUUCUGAAAAUCUUCUCAACAAUGUGUGGUAUCAACCUGAGGAGGUGUUUCCUAUUAAUGGGAUACCUGAAACAAGGGGCCAUGCCUUUUGGGUUCCUGUUAAUAGCCAUUAUUUUGCACUCUCCAAUCGAUUAGAGAACCUGAAACUUAAAAACUGCAUAAACUCUACAACAUGCUUGUCAUCUCCACCAGUUGUGAAGAGAGUUGCAAGAGGGAGCAGCAGCAGCAUAUUUGUAGACAAUGCGGCCUAUAGAAGCUUCAUUUACAACAAAUUCAAUAUAAGCCCAAUAGACAUGGAGAGUGCAGCUGUUGCACUGGUUUGUCAUCAACAAAAAACCCCUUUCAUUGUGUUUAGGGCUCUCUCUGACUUAGCUGGAGGCGGUGAAGCCCAAUCAAAUGAGGCUUCUAUUUUCGCUUCCUUAGCAGCCAACAAUUCAGUCACAGUGGUGGUUCAAUUCUUGAAGCACUUGCACUCAGUUAGAGGUGCAAAUUGACGAUUUUUUUUUAUUUUUUGUAGUUCAGUUUGAGAAAGGUACAAUACUUGUGGUAAGAAUGAUUUCGAGAUAUCAUGUUGUGGUGCUCUGCUACCCUAACCACUUAGCCUUUGAACCCAUUUAAAACAUAUAAUCUAUAAUA
Amborella trichopoda is the source of this 1545-nucleotide messenger RNA. Its product is annotated as bark storage protein A. Gene Ontology annotation, molecular function: catalytic activity. Gene Ontology annotation, biological process: nucleoside metabolic process. The record is from RefSeq and is a predicted model, not a curated record. NCBI's taxonomy places the organism in Eukaryota, Viridiplantae, Streptophyta, Magnoliopsida, Amborellales, Amborellaceae.